This is a messenger RNA of Rhineura floridana, 3218 nucleotides long. Its product is annotated as fatty acid hydroxylase domain-containing protein 2-like. The record is from RefSeq and is a predicted model, not a curated record. NCBI's taxonomy places the organism in Eukaryota, Metazoa, Chordata, Lepidosauria, Squamata, Rhineuridae. Gene Ontology annotation, molecular function: C-4 methylsterol oxidase activity; iron ion binding. Gene Ontology annotation, biological process: sterol biosynthetic process. The transcript is spliced from 9 exons. Bases 124 to 1140 code for a protein of 338 amino acids.
UGCUGGCAGUUGUGAUAAAUUUACAGAAAGCAGCCGUGAUAACGACAGAAGACGGAGGAGACGCAAACUACUCUCGCUGGGAACACAGAAUACUUGCCAGUGCCGUCGACAAGAAAAGAUUGGAUGAUGAAAGAAGAUCCUAAAUGCAGUGAACCUGAUCCUAGCAGACACCAGACACAGAUAAAGGCAUGGAAGUUCUGGGACUCAAUCAAGAUCGCUGCCUUUAUACUGGGCCCUGGCCUGCUCAUGUUUGUUGCAUUCAAGAACUCAGUCACGUGGCACCUGCAGAAAUUCUGGGGAGCCUCUGGCUUCUUCUGGCAGACCCAGUGGGAGAAUCUGCACCACCUACUAGGGGGAAAUGAAUGGCUGAUUUUUUUAUUAGGCACUGCUGUAGUCCCUGGCCUUGUUUUCUGGAGCUUCAAUGGAAUCUUGAUGGUAGCCGAUGUGACUGGGAAGCCAAGCUUCAUUACACGAUACCGCAUUCAGUUGGGGAAGAAUGACCCUGUUGACACAGAAAAACUGCGCAGUGCCAUCCAUACAGCCUUGUUCAAUCAUUUUUUCAUUUCUCUGCCCAUGUUGAUCCUCAUGUUGCCUAUCAUGAAAUGGAGUGGGGAGCCAUGCAGUUUGCACCUGCCCACCUUCCACUGGUUUCUUCUUGAGCUGGCCACCUUUACCCUGCUAGAGGAAAUUCUCUUCUAUUACUCUCAUCGGCUUGUUCAUCACCCUCUCCUCUAUAAACACAUACAUAAAAAACAUCAUGAAUGGACUGCUCCAGUUGGCAUAGUCUCAGUCUAUGCUCAUCCAGUAGAGCAUGUGGUUUCCAAUACACUGCCUGUGAUCACUGGCCCAAUCCUCAUGGGAUCGCAUGUUAUAUCAAUCAUGAUGUGGCUCUCUCUUGCCCUUCUGAUUACCUCAAUCUCUCACUGCGGCUACCAUUUACCUUUCCUGCCUUCACCAGAAUUCCAUGACUUCCAUCAUCUCAAAUUCAAUCAGUGCUAUGGAGUCUUGGGGGUGCUGGACCACCUACAUGGAACAGACACAUUGUUCAAGCAAACGAAGGCCUACGAGAGACACACUGUCCUGUUGAGCCUCACGCCCCUUACAGAAAGCAUCCCCGAUUCCUGUAAAAAAUUAGAAUGACCCAUCCUUUAUUGCAGCUUAGUUUCUUCACCAUCAUCCAGAUAAUCACAAGAAUCAGGAGAUGGGUUAUAUCAGAUUUUCUAAUGAGGUACACAAUUGCCAAGAUAAUAUUGUAGCAGGUUUCAAGUAUCCUUUGGUAAGAGACAGAACUAAGCCUAUAAUGUUGUGUUCUGGUGCCCUGGACCAACUAGCCAGCUGCCCUUUGUUGCCCAGGACACAGUGCAGAAUUACAAGCCCUUCAGCAAAAGAAACACGAACCCAGAGUUGUUUGCUAAACACAAAACCUUUAUCCAACGCUCCAACAAACAUUGCUUAUCUCCUAUUACCCCCCACACAAAGUGUUCAGUGCUUGUGGGCUUUAUGCCCGGCCAACUGAUUAGCUGCAGCUGUGUGGCCUUACAUUGUUAACCCCUUUCUACCACGAGGAAUGUUUCUGCAACAACCCUCAACAUAUAAUGUGGCCUUUGAUAACACUCAAAGGAUGACACUCAUGUUUGGAGUGCUCCAUGGUAGAAGAGGAAUGAUGCCAACUGCUGCAGAAAUGGCUGUGGUUGAUCAUGGAAACAAAACAGCUGGAAGCAUAAUAACAUUAUUUGCUGGAGAGGACAGGAUAUACUUUCAAGCAUACCAAAAACCAGUUACUGUCACAGAAUUCCAGGUUAUGAUGAGCCAGAAAUUCAGCCUGACCCAACAAACAACCAAGAGCAGGUGCUCUGGGAGCAUUUGGGAGCUGAAGCUAAGCAGGGUCAGGUCUGGUCAGUGCCUGGAUGGGAGACUGCCUGGGAACCAUAUGUAAGCCGCCUUGGGUUUCAGUCAUGAAAAGAAAGGCGGGGUAGAAAUGUAAUAAAUAAAUGUAUCCCUAAUCUUGGAGAAAAGCAACUAGUUGGCAUCUUUUAGCCUUUGGACAACCCACAGUGACUCCUGAGGACUGAAAUCACUCAGAGUACCAAGCUGAAAGAUAAGUCCUACGCUGCAAGGCAUCAUAUUGUUCACUGUCUUGUGUUGCAAAACAUAAUGGUAAAAAUGGGAAAAGGGAGAAGUCAUUAGAAAGCCAUGCCUCUCCAAGUAACUGCUGAAGAUUUCUGAGAAAGUAGAACUAAUUAGCAUAGCCAAAGAGCAUGAUGAUGAUCUUAUGCUAGGUAAACUUGUAAUUAGUAUAAGUAGCUGUUUGGAAUAGGAGGCAAAUGCAACAUGAAACCAUUCUUGCCUUGUUGUCAAAAAACAAUAGAUGAGGUGAUAAAUAUAAGCACUACUCCAAGCAGAACAUACACAAAAGGCUCACCCUAUGAUAAAAUAUUCCUAAGCACAGCUAGCAACUAUUAAUUCUAGGACAAAGCCAGGCUAUAACCCUUUCUCUCCAACAUUUAGUUUUCUAUGUGCAAGUUAAUAUUUUUUGUAUGGAGGACCAUUUAGCUAUGUGACUCUACAACUAGAAGUAGCACAGAUAUAGAUUGCCUAUUAGGCUAAUUUUUCAUUUUUGGAGAACAGUUGAAAUAACUGAGGAAAUCUUGCUGAGGGUAUAAAUGGACAUUCAACUUGGGAGCUCCAUAAAAAAUGUCUGCUGCAUGUCAAGCCCCAUCUUGCUGAUAACAUUUUAGGGAUGCUUACCCUGUCUUUACAUCAUCAUAUCACAUUUCCUAGUCCUCUGGUCCACAUGUGCCAUUAGUAGAAAUGGUCUGAUGACAGAAACAAAGAGUAUGCAAACUACAAGGUCAUUUGAGGUUUUUAUUUUUAUACAUUUUUUGUAUUAAAAAGGAAAAAGUGUAAUUACCACAAAUUACAAAGGACUAAAGCACUACUAGAAUAAUGAGUCACAUCAGCCUAGAAAGCAGAUACUCUGAAUAAUAUUACUGUUUAUAGUACAGGCUCUCAUUCAAGUAUUUUACCAUUUCCCCCCUCUUUCCCCCCCCCAUGUGAUGAUGAUCCUAGCACAUGGGUUAAGAUAUACAUACUAUUAACAGGAGAUGGGAUUGUGUAUGGUGGGCCAUAUUAACAAGAUCUUUUCCUCUAAGGUGAUAUAUGGUAACAGUUGGUUUAAAAUUUUCUUAUGAAUAAAUACAGCUGAAAGUGAUUAUAAA